Molecule: messenger RNA, 435 nt
Organism: Arabidopsis thaliana (thale cress)
Lineage: Eukaryota; Viridiplantae; Streptophyta; Magnoliopsida; Brassicales; Brassicaceae
Exons: 3
Coding region: 1-435 (144 amino acids)
Source: RefSeq, marked reviewed
AUGCAUGAAAAGGUACCAAAAAAAACGUACGACUCUGAGCUUUACAACGGCUAUUUGGCAAUUUACAACGGAUAUGGCGACUUACGCUAUUUUACUGUAAAGAUUGAAAAUGAUAUUUGUGUGUCGUUAGUUUGGAAUACUGGUAUGACGAAGAAAAGUCGAGGUAAAAAACGUAUUAGAAUAAAUGUUUAUCGUCCAAAGAUCGCACCAGCAAAGAAUAAGAAACCUAAACCAACAAAGGAACAAUUAAUGGACCCUGAAUUUUCUGAUGAAGACGUACUUACCAGCUUGGGUUUUGAUGAUGGCGGUUACAUAAUACCACUACCGAAAAAAUCUCUCAUGUUGAUUAAUCUACCAGAUUCUUUUCGAGAUGAGUUGCAAACGAUGCAUGUCAGUUUUUAUCUCCGAGAAGUUGGCAAACUUAUGUUUGGGUGA